AACUCAGUACUGAUAGUUGUUUUGUCAGACUUUCAAUGGUUUAGCAAUGCUUUCAAUGCUUUCAUGUAUUCAAUGCUUGUAUUGAAUGUAUUGUUAGUGUUAUAGCAGUGAAGGUCUUAACGAAACUGACGACUGAUUUGUUAAGAAACCAUAUCUUCGAUACAAUUAGUGGUUAAUGUUAUUCAUAUGAUUUGAUCUCACUUUAAGUGACCAAUUGAUCAGUACUUGUCGACAGUUGGCACACAAUCAGUGAUAUCAAUAAUGGAGUCUUCAUAUGGCAUCGGAGUCAAGAAUAGGUACGCCAUCUUCUUAAGCGAUGAAGAGGGCGACCCAUUGGAGAUCAUAAACAAAAGCGAUGAAAAACCAUCUAAAGAAAAGAAAGUGUUGGACAAGAAAGCACUAAAUGACUCAAAGUUGGCAAAUACUAACCAUCAGAAUAUCAUCAAAGACAAGAACCAAAAGGAUUUACCAUUCAAAUCCAAGACGACUGAUGGUUCACAGACUAUCCAGAAGAAUAAGGAUAGCAUUGCAAAAGGUGAUCCAAAUCGUACCAAUCGCUCGAAACCCGACCGAAUUCAGAGGCCACGCGAUGUUCAAGGCGGUGACCGCCCCAAUCACAUCAGUGACCGCCAGAACCGACCGCCGAGACAUUUUGAACAGAAAGAUAUCGAUGACGCCAAGAACCAGAGGAACAGAGAGGAGAGAUUUGGUGGCAAUGAUAUGAGAGAAAGACGAGAGCGAAGUGACAGUGACCGACGGGGCCCUAGAAAUCCUCGUAACAGUGGUCCACGUCGUGGUGGCGGACGGUUUGGAGGAGACGACCAAAGGCGUGGAAAAAGAGAAUUGGACAGACAUUCUGGUAGUGAUAAGGCAGGCGUUAAGGCAGUCGACAAGAGAGAUGGCGGCGGAGCUCAUAAUUGGGGCAAAAUUGAUGACUUUUCUAAUGAAGAGCCAUUUGCUGCCGACAAUCAUGAUAUGAUUGACAAAAGUGCUGACGAAACGGGUCUCGAUGUGAGUAAUUCAAAUCAGGAAAAUGACACUAACUCUGCUGAAGAACUGGUUCCCGCCGUUGAAGAGCCCAAAGAGAUGACACUUGAAGAGUAUAAGCAGCAAAUUGAAGGACAAAGAGUUCAACCGAAGUUUAAUUUGAGAAAACCCGGAGAAGGAGAAGACAACUCACAGUGGAAGAAGACUUUUAUUCUUAAGAAAAAGGUUGAGGACGAAGAAGAGGUGGAAUACGAAGAAAUUGAAGUGGAAGAGGAUCCACGAAAAGGACGACACAAACAAGUUUUGGAUAUUGAGAUCAAUUUCCGCGAUGAAGGACGAGAUUAUCAGCGACGUGGAGACGGACGACGAGGUGGACGGGAACGGCGUAUUAGUGACCGUCAGACAGACAGAGGCGACAGAAAUGACAAACCAGGCGAUCGUCGAGACAAUAGAGAGAGAGGAGAUAGAGGUGGCAAUAGAGGCGGCAGAGGAGGAGGAGGAGGUGGUGGUGGCGGCGAACGACAGUUCGGUGAUCGUAACCGAAACCGUCGGCCCCGUGACUCACAGGUUGCUCCUAAAGUUGACGAUUGGAAUGACUUUCCCUCUCUCGCCACCGCUUAAGUGAUUGUCUGCACUAUUAUUACACAUUAAAACAUCAAAUAAAUAACAUUAUUAUACAUAACACGAAUAGACAACAAAUUAAAAGUUAAAUAACAAGUGAUUUAACUUUUAAAAAAUUUGAUUGACUUUAUAAUUGCAGUUUUCGUCUUUGAUCUUAAAUAUUAUUUUAUGCUAUAUUUGUAGGAAUUGAUAUAUAAAUAUAAAUACAAUAUAUAUUAUACAUACAUUAUAUAUAUUAUUAUAUAUUGAUAUUUAACUUAAGAGCCAAACAAAUGAGUUAUGUUUUUGAUUGAUAUAUUGUUAACACAACUGUUAUAAUAACGAGUCAUUACUCGAAAGAGUAAUUCAUUUUUUUCAAUCAAUUCUUUUGAUGUAUUUUUUGCAUAUUAUAUAAAAGUGAAAUAAUGUCCGAUUAAUGACGA
Messenger RNA from Oppia nitens, 2030 nucleotides. Its product is annotated as plasminogen activator inhibitor 1 RNA-binding protein-like. The record is from RefSeq and is a predicted model, not a curated record. Lineage: Eukaryota; Metazoa; Arthropoda; Arachnida; Sarcoptiformes; Oppiidae. Bases 262 to 1608 code for a protein of 448 amino acids. The transcript has 5 exons. Gene Ontology annotation, molecular function: RNA binding. Gene Ontology annotation, cellular component: nucleus; cytoplasm.